Hypoxylon fragiforme is the source of this 2213-nucleotide messenger RNA. RefSeq lists its product as uncharacterized. The transcript has a single exon. The record is from RefSeq and is a predicted model, not a curated record. NCBI's taxonomy places the organism in Eukaryota, Fungi, Ascomycota, Sordariomycetes, Xylariales, Hypoxylaceae. The coding region runs from base 443 to 1891 and encodes 482 amino acids.
GCUAUAAAAAUGUUGUAUAAUCAUCAUUGAAGAAUUGAAUACUUGACCCUAACCACAUGCAUCUCUCAAAAUAGCAGCAAUAUUGCUAAUGGCUAUUAUCCGGGGUAGACAGGGAUUCGUACAAGUUUAUUAGGUAGAGCUCCACGGCGGGCUUCCCCUGGAGAUGUCUACAGACUACUCCAGCUUGGUACCUCUCGGAGGCAGAUGCCCCGGCUGUUUCUUUUGAACCACUCGUUAUUUUGCCAUUUUGUUAUUUUUUUAUUUUCAUGUAUUAUUUCAGAGAAAAUCUAUGGUAGAUUCUACUUUAUGUCUGGUUUACUUCAGUAGAACAUCUACCUCUUUUAAAACGUAAGAUUUAGGACAUUAAAGACGGUAGAGAGAAGAAGAAGAAGAAGAAGAAAAAGAAAGACAAAACCCCUGAAAUGGGAUAGACUCCGUCGCGAUGGGCCGGAUGACGAUGAUGCGAACGAGCAAGCGAGGCCCAGCCUCCACCGCACGUCUACGGCAGGUCGUCAUAAUAUCAGUGAUGUGCCUGGCGCUAUACUGCUUCCUGCUCGUGCCAGACCACAGCCUCGAUUCCUCGCGGUCAAGCAUGCUGGAGACGUUUCCGCGCCCGCAGGCCAAACCCGAGUCUGAGUCGGCGGAGGAACUGCCGCAAGCACUGCUCAACAACCGCCUCCUCACCUCCUCGCAAUGCCGCGCGACAUUCCCAGGUCUGACCAAGGAAAUCGACGACGUCGUCGCCAAGGGUCCCUUCACACUCAUCCGCAACCCUCACGGGCUCGGCCCAACAGUCGCCCGGAUCCGCUCCGGCCAGCUGUCGAUCCUGACGUACGCGCGCAAGGCGGAUCUAUCCAAGGACAUGCUGCAGCACCGGUCCGCAACGCUACACCAGAUCGCCGCCGCGCUACUCACCACACCACCCUCUGAGCCCGUGCCGGACACCAUCAUCGCCUUCAACCACGAGGACGACCCGAAAUCGCACACGCUCUCGUACGCGCGCCCCGCAGACCCAUCCCUCAACGGCCCCGCGAAGCGCUUCUUCCCCAUCCCGCACUUCAGCUUCUACUCCUGGCCCAUCCGCACCGUGGUCUCGCAGGCGCGCGCCGCCGCCGCCAUAUCGCGCAUCGAGACCGCCACAAACCCCCACAGCACCUGGGCCUCCAAGCCCGCCCGCGCCAUCUGGCGCGGCACACCCUGGUUCAACAACCCGCGCCUCGCCCACCUGCGCUCCGACCUCGUCCUCCUCGCGCGCGACAAACCCUGGGCGGACAUCGAGGCGCUGCUGCCGAACAACAGCAACGCCCUGCCCAUCGAAGACUUCUGCCGGUACCGGUACAUCGUGCACACGGAGGGGGUGACGUACAGCGGGCGCCUGCAGUACCACCAGCAGUGCGGCAGCGUCGUGCUGGCGCCGCCGAUCGCGUGGAUGCAGCACCUGACGCACCUCGUGAAGCCCGUGUUCAGCGCCGCGCUGCAGCUGGAGGGGUCCGCUCGCUCGGCGCCUCCAGAUGCCUCGUUCGCGCGUGGUGGUGGCAGCAGCCAGCCGAAGAAGCCAGCCCCCUACCCGGCCCCCUGGGCCCUCGCCGCGUGGCCCACCUCGCACGACCCGUCCACCGAAGCCAACAUGGUCUUCGUCGCGCCCGACUGGACCGACCUCGAGCCCACCAUCGCCUGGCUGGAGCAGCACCCCGACACCGCGGCCGCCAUCGCCCGCCGGCAGCGGGACCUGUUCUCGGGCCGGGGGUACUUUAGCCCCGCCGCCGAAGCCUGCUACUGGCGGGCUUUGCUCCGGGGCUGGAGCCAGGUUGUCGAUACCGAGGGCCAGGGGUACGAGGAGCUGGAGGAGGUUCCGUGGGAGGAGUUUAGCUUGACGGAGGUGCACAAAUAAAGGGAUUUUAUAUUUUUCAUAAAAGGUUCCAAGGUUACUUACCUAGGUUAGUUUUAAUCUAGAUCAUGUGUCAAAUCACAUCAUAUCAAAGCAAAACAAAACAAGUGAAAUCAAAUCACAGCAAAUAACACAAUAUAGCCAGGCACGGCAGGAAGUAGGUACCUACUACUAGGUAAUGUAUUACCCAUUAUGUACUUUUUUUUUUUAUUUCUCUGAAUUAUUUGAGGUUUGCUAUUUACCUGCACAACCUAUGUAAGUAGACAGACACUAUAAAGUAGGUACCCAAGUACCUAGGUAGUUAUCGUGUGGCUGGCUGGCUUAG